Molecule: messenger RNA, 2357 nt
Organism: Hyalella azteca
Lineage: Eukaryota; Metazoa; Arthropoda; Malacostraca; Amphipoda; Hyalellidae
Product: ankyrin repeat and zinc finger domain-containing protein 1
Exons: 16
Coding region: 143-2305 (720 amino acids)
Molecular function (GO): protein binding
Source: RefSeq, a predicted model, not a curated record
CGUAAUAUAUCUAGAAAAAAUUGCAGUUUGCAUGAUCUACUGUAGAUGCAAAGCUACAUGGCCUGAAACCCACAAUUUUAGCUCUAUAAGUCCUGAUCUAUAUUGUGUCCUUUAUCUUUAGGGAAUAUUUUAAUAAGCAGAUAUGACAGAUAUAAAACAUCCAGUUUUUGAAAAGAUAUUCUUAUGGAACAAUACUCAGAGCUCGUUGCUGUUGAGCUCCCUGAGUCUGGUUCCUGGCACUAGUGAGCACAAGGCUGUUGAGGAGGGCAAAUUGGCAUUUUCAGAACAAGAUGUGGCAUUAGCCAAAGAGCAGUCAAGGAAUGCCUUGUGCAUGUCAGAGGGAGGUGUGCAGUGCAGUGUGUGUGAUGUGGCCCUCAAUGAUCGGCAAGAGCAGCUGCUGCACUACAGCACUCCUUACCACCAGCAUAAUCAGGAACGGCUACUUCGGGGUCUCCAGUGCCUCACUCUGCACCAGUUCCAUACACAAGCCCCCCAAACGCCUGAUGAUAGCAGCUUAUCUGAGUCUGAUGAGGAUGACCAAGACAGCUGUUCUGACAGUCAGUCAGAUCAAGAAGCCAAUGAUGAUGACUCAAGAGAAAGUGUGGCUGCUAGUGUAUUACCAGGCGACAGGGAGCCCCGCCUCUACUUCCUGAACAGCGCUCUUGGAUGUGUUGUGUCGGUGUGUAGAGCACUGCUUCUGCCUAGGAAGGUCGUCAUAGAGAAUGGACAGGAGCUCGUGUCAGCAGCAACAGAGCUGCCCGGCCGACAACAGUGGGCUAUCUUGCUACAGUCUGGAGGCCACUUUGCUGGGGCAGUCUUUAGGGGCAAUGAAGUCCUGGUACACAAGACGCUACACAGCUACACAGUGCGGGCAGGUCAGGGCAAAUCUCAAGGCUCUUACGACGGCUCCUGUGGGUCCAGCCAUCCUCGCUCUGCAGGGGCCAGCCUUAGGCGCUACAAUGAAGCUGCUCAUGCACAGCACGUACAAGAAGUGGUACAACAAUGGCUGCCGCUGCUGCAAUGUUGUCACCUGAUCUUCACGCGCGUCAGUCGCCGUAAGCGCAGCCUUCUGUUCCGCAGCGGAAAGUCCUGCCUAAUCGAUCCCAGUGACACGCGCCUGCGCAACAUUCCGUUCUCGACUCGGAAGCCCACUUUUGCUGAGCUCAAACGUGUGCACGGCCUUCUUGCGGAAGUCAGGGUGCAUGGUUCGAUGGAGGCGUUUCUGGCCACUCUGGGUGACAAGUUGCGGCCCGGACGCGAUAAGAGCUGUGGACGCUCGCAAGAACAGCUCAAACGCGAGCGUUGCAGGCGCUUCUCCAGGAGCCUCUCGGUCAAAUCGCGAAGCAACAGCCACAGCAGCAGCAGCAAAAGCAACAGCAGCGACGAGCAGCUGCCAAGACCGUCACCUACGCCACGUGGGGACCUCCACGUCAGUCCUGGCAAACCUGCCAAGAAGAAGAAGAAAAAGAAACAAAAAAUAUCUGGCAAUAAUGUAGACAUUGUCAAGAGUCGUCAGGAAACUAUUGAUGAAAUCGACCGAGAGAGGAGCAUGGAGAAGCUGCGAGAAGAGCUGUACACGGUGUGUAGGUGUGGAAACCUGCAGAGGAUGAAAGCCCUGCUCGCCUUCUGCCAGUCCGGCGACAUCAACGAUGCUAAAGAUCAGGACCUGGGUGCUGGUGUAGUGUCGUGUGUAGAGCGCUACUGGCAGAGCAUCAGUCUCCUGGACAUGACCAUGACAGAGACGCACAAGACGGCUCUGCACGUCGCUACAGAGAACAACAAACUCGACCUCGUCAAAUGGUUGCUGGAAGAGGGAGGCUGCGAUCCCUCCACACAAGACAGUCGUCAUAGAGCGCCGUACUCCUGCUGCUCGACCAACGCAGGCAGGCUUCUCUACCGCCGCUACCGAGCCCAACAUCCCGAUGCUCAUAACUACGCCAAGAGUGCCAUUCCUGCUCCAUUGAAUCCCGAAGAAGAGAAACGGAGGAACAAAGAAAAAGAAGCUAAGAGAAUUGCUCAGAAAGCGCGACAGAAAGAGAACAAGCUCAAGAAACAGAGAUUGUUGGAGGAACAGAAGGAACGGCAACGCUAUCUCAACCUAAGCGACCGAGAAAAGCGCGCCUUGGCAGCUGAGCGUCGACUGCUGUCGUCGCAGCCCACGGCGACCGAGCGGCCAGUGUUGUUACGAUGCUUCCAGUGUGCCUGUGACAUAUCAGGCCUCGUGCCCUACGAGUACAGCGAUAACCAGUUCUGCUCAACUGCUUGUGUCCGCACACACCGGGACCUGCACAAGACAUCGAGAUAAUCGACGUACAGCACCCUUUAUAAGAGACAUUAUCAACAAAUCAUUUAUAAAC